This is a messenger RNA of Ipomoea nil (Japanese morning glory), 1716 nucleotides long. RefSeq names its product 1-acylglycerol-3-phosphate O-acyltransferase-like. Bases 385 to 1536 code for a protein of 383 amino acids. The record is from RefSeq and is a predicted model, not a curated record. Gene Ontology annotation, molecular function: A2-type glycerophospholipase activity. NCBI's taxonomy places the organism in Eukaryota, Viridiplantae, Streptophyta, Magnoliopsida, Solanales, Convolvulaceae. The transcript has 9 exons.
CAUGCUGAAGUUUUUGAGCUUCUGUGCUCAUCAGUUAUCUCCUAACCCGUACGCGGCGACGUUAAUGAUGUAUCUCUUGCUUCCGCAACUGCGGCGGAUUCACCCCUGACAGGGACGACGCCAUUGAUUUUGCCAGCGAGGGAAGGUGAAAAUCACAAGUAAAAGAGAAAAGAGGGAAAGAGAGACGGAGGAGCUUAGGAUUCUCAAACAACAUGGGCGGCACUUUAUUCUCUAAUAAUAAUAAUAAUUUUAAUUAUUAAAAAAAAAAAAAAGACACGUUGACUCUUCCUAUCAAUGUGCCAUUCUUAUCGACAGAGAAGAGAACAACAAUGAGCAGUAAUCGCACGAGCAUAGGGCUGAAAAGGGGUCGAAUUGGCGGCUACGAUGGAGGAGCAGGUGAUUUCAUCGUCAUCUGAUGCGAAGAAAAGAUCUCUGUGGCCGUCGGCUCUCCGGUGGAUCCCUACCUCCACUGAUCACACCGUCGCUGCCGAGAGGCGUCUUCUGUCUCUUGUCAAGACACCCUAUACUCAAGAGCAUGUUAACAUUGGUUGUGGUCUGCCACGUUCCAAAAUAAGAUGGUUUCAAUCUACAAGCAGUAAGCCGAGGUUCAUAAAUACGGUCACUUUUGACAGCAAGGAGGGAAAUCCUACUCUUGUUAUGCUCCAUGGCUAUGGUGCUUCCUUAGGUUUUUUCUUUCGCAAUUUUGAUGCCCUUGCCAAGCAUUUCAGAGUCAUUGCCAUCGAUCUACUUGGGUGGGGUGGAUCAAGCAGGCCUGACUUCACUUGCAGAAGUACUGAAGAAACUGAGGCUUGGUUUAUUGAUUCAUUUGAGGAGUGGCGCAAAGCCAAAAACCUCAGCAACUUUAUUUUGCUUGGGCAUUCAUUUGGAGGAUAUGUUGCUGCAAAAUAUGCGCUCCAGCAUCCUCAGCAUGUUCUACAUUUGAUUCUUGUGGGACCUGCUGGCUUUACAUCAGAAAAUGAAAGCAUCCCCAAAAGGUUUAUGUUCAGAGCAAUAUGGAAAAGAGCUCUUCUGAAUCAUCUAUGGGAGUCCAAUUUUACCCCUCAGAAGCUCGUUAGAAGUUUUGGUCCAUGGGGCCCAGAUAUAGUUCGUAGGUAUACACUCGCCUCAUUUGGUGGAAAUAGAAUUGCUGAAAGUCUCAUUGAGGAGGAGUCUCAAGUAUUCACAGAUUAUAUAUACCAUGCUCAGGCAGCCAAGGCUAGUGGAGAACUGUGCCUAAAAUAUCUAUUCUCCUUUGGAGCAUUGGCUCGGAGUCCUCUUUUACAUAGGGCCUCAGAAUGGAAGGUGCCAACAACCUUUAUAUAUGGGUUUCGUGAUUGGAUGAAUUACGAAGGAGCAGUAGAAGCACGCAAGAAUAUGAAAGUUCCAUGCGAAAUUAUAAGAAUUCCUCAGGGGCGUCAUUUUGUGUUUGCACAAAAUCCAAUAGGUUUCUAUUCUGCUGUCUGCUAUGCUUGUCGUAUGUUUAUUCCACCAGACCAAAGCAAUCACUCACUUCCUGAAGGUCUACUAUGUAUGUAGUUUAGAUAUAAGAGGUAUUAUUAUUUUGUUAUUUGUUGGUGGUGGUUCUAGACUUCUAGUAAGUAUACAUUUCAUUAGCACUAGUUUAUUUACUGCAUUCAUCAUUUUUCCAAAAUGUAUUUGACCUCAAAUUUUGUUUUCUAUGAAAGUAUGGAUUUAAUCUUUUCUAUACAAAAAAAA